AUGACAGCCUCUACGGCUCCACCGAGUCUCAACGGUGACACCAAUGUUGGAUCAAAUAACCACCGUCAACAAUCCGAUGUAUGGAAACAUGCUCCUGUGCUCAUUGGCACCACCAAAUUUGAGCCUCGUCCCGAUGUUAAGAACAUCAUGAUUACAGGCGGCGCUGGCUUCAUCGCUUGCUGGCUUGUCCGCCAUCUUACUCUGACAUAUCCACAUGCCUAUAACAUUGUCUCAUUCGACAAGCUAGACUACUGUGCCGCUCUCAACAACACGGGCAUUCUCAGUGAAUCGUCAAACUUUACCUUCUACCAUGGCGACAUCACUAAUCCGGCCGAGGUGGUUGACUGUAUGGAGCGGUACAAGAUUGAUACCGUUCUGCACUUUGCUGCCCAGUCGCAUGUCGAUCUAAGUUUCGGCAACUCCUAUGGUUUCACACAUACAAACGUCUAUGGGACUCAUGUUCUUCUUGAGAGUGCCAAGAAGGUCGGCAUUGGGCGCUUCAUUCAUGUCUCGACUGAUGAAGUAUACGGCGAGGUCAAAGAGGACGACGAUGACCUUCUGGAAAGCAGCAUACUAGCUCCUACAAACCCAUAUGCUGCCAGCAAAGCAGCAGCUGAGAUGUUGGUGCAGUCUUACCAGAAGAGUUUCAAACUACCAGCCAUAAUUGUUCGCAGCAAUAAUGUUUAUGGCCCUCAUCAAUACCCAGAGAAAAUCAUUCCCAAGUUUACAUGUCUCCUCAACCGCCAACGUCCGUUGGUCCUGCACGGGGACGGCACGCCCACGAGGCGUUACCUAUACGCUGGCGAUGCAGCUGACGCCUUUGAUACGAUUCUUCACAAGGGUCAGAUUGGUCAGAUUUACAACGUCGGCUCACACGAUGAGGUAUCCAACCUGGAGCUCUGCGGCAUGUUGCUUGAUCAAAUGAGAAUUCCACACGAUACGCCGGAGCAACUCCGCAAGUGGAUCAAGUACACUAGGGACAGGCCCUUCAACGACCGACGAUAUGCAGUUGACGGCACCAAGCUGAAGCGACUUGGUUGGGAACAGAAAGUGUCCAUCGAUGAGGGCCUCAAGAUCACAGUCGAUUGGUUCACACAGUUCGGAGAGUCCUGGUGGGGGGAUAUCAGCCACGUUCUCACGCCGUUUCCCACUGUGGCCGAUGGUGAGAUGGUCCCAGACGAUGCACGAUCGAUGCGUGACGAACCACACGAAUCGCAAGAGAUACGACAGGGCAGAUUACCGGAGCAGCAAGGGAAAAAAGAUGUCAAUGGGUGUCGAGAAGUGAAACAGAACGGAGAUGAUACGACGAAUGGGUUGCAUCAGAGCAGCAAUGGUAUCUAUCAAAUUGCUGCCUAA
This is a messenger RNA of Fusarium sp. VM40, 1356 nucleotides long. The record is from the annotation of a GenBank genome assembly. NCBI's taxonomy places the organism in Eukaryota, Fungi, Ascomycota, Sordariomycetes, Hypocreales, Nectriaceae.